Maudiozyma saulgeensis is the source of this 1560-nucleotide messenger RNA. NCBI's taxonomy places the organism in Eukaryota, Fungi, Ascomycota, Saccharomycetes, Saccharomycetales, Saccharomycetaceae. The record is from the annotation of a GenBank genome assembly.
AUGGAAUGUUGGCACCACAUAGAGAUUACUGCAUCUGGGAGACCCAUCCUUAGAGAGAAUGAAAAGGAUAUUUUUAUAGAUUAUUCUGUUGGGUUAUAUGAUGGGAAGCAUAGAGUUCCUGAUAAACAAAACGGUAGAGUGUUUUUAACAUCUCAAAGAGUAAUAUAUGUCGAUGAUCAACAACCUAUUGAAUGUUCUGUAUUUUUAGAGUUAGAUAAUAUUAAAUCCAUUGAUUUUUCAUCAAGUUUCUUAAAGAGAUCUGCACGUAUCAUUAUAUUCUUGAACGAAUCCUCUACAAUCGUUAACACCGAUAAUAAAAAUUCCAAGAAUAAGGAGAAGGAUAUUGUAUCCUCUUGGAAUUGCCCAAUUUGUGCCCAUGUGAAUGAAACAAAAGGGAAAAUCACAGAAAAUAGUUCAAAUGAUUUGGUAUGUUCAAAUUGUGGUAUACCUGCAGAAUUCUCAACAAUAACGGACUCUUUGGCAUUUAAGACCGUAAAGCAAGAAUCAAAUGCAAAUGAAUGUCCAUCAUGUACUUUUAUAAACCACCCUUCAUUGACCAAUUGUGAACUUUGUGGUACUCGCUUGAUUCAUUCACAAAUGAACCAAACUAGAUCGAAACAACGUCAUCAUCACCAAUCUCGUACUACCGCAUCCAAGAAUGAAUACGUACAAUUGAGUUUUAGGAAAUCAGAUGGAUCGUUAUUUGGUCAAUCGUUAGAGGCUAUGUUGGAUAAAUUACGAAAAAGGGAUGUAUUUAAUAAAGAUGUUGUCAGUGUUAAUGGUGUAGCUGUAAAUGAAAAUGAAAUUAAGAAAUUCCAGGAAAGUUUUGAUUCAAAUCAUAAUAUCGAAGUUAUCAAAGAUAAAUUUAAUUCUAUUGGGAUUAGUGGAUUGGAACGCUCCAGAGAGAAUCAAUUAGCAAAUAAUGAUAUUUUAUUUAAUAGUGCAUUAUCUGAUAUGAAUAAACUAAUAUCUUUGGCCCAUAACAUAGAACGACUCUAUAAAGGUAGCAAUAGUGAUACAACGACAUCUAUUAAUAAACAACAACCAUCAUUGAUAAUCGAUAGAGAUAAGUUCUUGAAUAAAGAUUUAUUUCUGGAUGAAAUUUCAAGAGAUAUAUACGAGUACGCAAUUGCUGAAUCACGGGAUAAUGAAACAAAUAAUAUCAUGAUCACUUUAGUAGAUCUUUAUGCCAUGUACAAUAAGGCAAUGAGGAUCGGAACUGGAUUCAUCUCUCCAAAGGAAAUGAGAGAAGCUUGUGAAAGAUUUGAGAAAUUAGGUUUACAUGAGUUGAAACUAAUGAAAAUCAAUAGUAGAAUCCUCUGUAUCUGUAGUCAAAAUUCUCUCAACUAUGUGGCUGCGCAAAUAGUGAAUAUCGUGACUCAAGAACCGGGUUCAGAUAUUUUGAGAGUAAAUCAACGGUUGACCUCAAGUAACGACGGGAAAUCAAAUUGGACAACUGGUGUACUUACCGAAAUUCUUCAAUAUUCUGUUAACGAAGGUUCUCUUGUAACUGAUGAACAAUUGACUGGUAUAUACUAUUAUAAAAAUAAAUACUGGUAA